Saccharomyces mikatae IFO 1815 is the source of this 900-nucleotide messenger RNA. RefSeq names its product putative dodecenoyl-CoA isomerase DCI1 (gene DCI1). Bases 1 to 900 code for a protein of 299 amino acids. The record is from RefSeq and is a predicted model, not a curated record. Gene Ontology annotation, cellular component: peroxisomal matrix. NCBI's taxonomy places the organism in Eukaryota, Fungi, Ascomycota, Saccharomycetes, Saccharomycetales, Saccharomycetaceae. The transcript has a single exon. Gene Ontology annotation, biological process: fatty acid beta-oxidation.
AUGCUUGCUUAUUUAAUAAGUGGUUAUGAUAUGAUAAGAAAAGCUUCAAGUAUAAGGCCCAAAAGUGAAGUAAUUAUACCAGCUAUGAACGAUCGUGUACGUUACAAGGUUGAAGGGCACUUUUUCAUAAUUAUAUUGAAUGAUCCAAGCCAUUUGAACUCUUUGACUUUCGAAGAUUUCGUAUAUAUCGCAUUAUUACUAAAGAAGGCCAAUGACACUGAUUCUAUAUUGUUUACAGUUUUACAAAGCUCGGGAAAGUAUUUUUCCUCAGGAGGCAAGUUUUCAGCAGUAAAUGAGUUGAACAAAGAAGAGUGUACGAAUGAAGUGAAGAAAAUAUCAAAACUGAUAUCUGCUAUAUCUUCACCUAAUAUAUUUGUAGCGAACGCAUUCGCUACUCAUAAAAAAAUUUUGGUCUGUUGCUUGAAUGGACCCGCAAUUGGUCUCAGCGCAUCCUUGGUUGCCCUUUGUGACAUUGUUUAUUCGCAAAAUGAUUCUGUGUUCCUUCUUUUUCCUUUCAGUAAUCUUGGUUUUGUUGCAGAAGUGGGUACUUCAGUUACUUUGACUCAAAAACUGGGAAUCAACUCUGCUAAUGAACACAUGAUAUUUAGUACACCAGUUCAAUUUAAAGAGUUACUAGGAACUAUUGUAACUAAAAAUUACCAACUAACCAAUACUGACACCUUCAAUAAAAAAGUCCUUCAAGACUUAAAACAGGAUUUAGAGGGCCUUUACCCGAAAAGUGUACUAGGUAUGAAGGAAUUGCUACACAAAGAAAUGAAGGAGAAUCUUAUCAAAGCGCAGGCAACGGAGACCAAUGGUACCUUGCCUUUCUGGGCAAGCGGCGAACCUUUUAAAAGAUUCCAACAGCUUCAGAAGCGUAAUAGACGUCACAGGUUAUGA